AUUGGGUUUGGUGGACCCAAAAAAAUUUACAAAAAAUUAACACUCCUAUUUCUUAGACGCCGGCCGCCGUCUCGGUGGAGUCUGUGCUCUGCAUCCAAGUAGGACUCUGUAGUAAACUUGUAUUUUCAUCUCCAGGUCAGGGCAGUCCCAAAUCUCAACCCUUACACAAAUGGCCUCCUCUGCCACUGCCUCCAUUUCUUCCAUCGUCGUCGGCAAGAAAAAUGUGGGGCUCUCAGCUUUCUCCUCUCAGCUACCCAUCUCUGUUCAAACAGCCCGGAGAAAGUUUUGCAAUAGAACUGUGUCCGUUAUGGCACCACACCAAACUGGACAUUCCCCUGCUGCCACAGGCUCGGUGAAGACUGAUAUGACCAUGACUGAGAAGAUUUUGGCAAAGGCUUCAGAGAAGUCUCACUUGAUCCCGGGUGAGAAUGUCUGGGUGAAUGUUGAUGUUCUGAUGACCCACGAUGUCUGUGGACCAGGUUCUAUUGGAAUUUUCAAGAAAGAGUUUGGGCAAGAUGCUAAGGUAUGGGAUCGUGAAAAGGUUGUUAUCAUACCUGAUCACUAUAUAUUUACAACCGAUGAAAGAGCUAACCGCAAUGUGGAUAUCUUGAGGGACUUUUGCACUGAGCAAAGUAUUAAGUAUUUCUAUGACAUUAAGGAUCUUGGAGAUUUCCGGGCCAAUCCUGAUUACAAAGGUGUCUGCCAUGUUGCUCUUGCCCAAGAGGGUCAUACCAGACCUGGAGAGGUAUUGGUUGGAACAGACUCCCAUACAUGUACUGCAGGAGCAUUUGGGCAAUUUGCCACUGGAAUUGGGAAUACAGAUGCAGGCUUUGUAUUGGGUACCGGGAAGAUUUUACUUAAGGUUCCUCCAACUUUGAGAUUUGUGAUGGAUGGUGAAAUGCCUGAUUACUUGCUAGCUAAAGAUUUAAUUUUGCAAAUUAUUGGUGAGAUUUCUGUAGCUGGUGCAACAUAUAAAGCAAUGGAGUUUGUUGGUACAACAGUUGAAAGCUUGACAAUGGAAGAAAGAAUGACUCUAUGCAACAUGGUUGUUGAAGCUGGUGGAAAGAAUGGUGUUAUCCCAGCAGAUAGUACAACCUAUGAGUAUCUUGAGGGAAGGACUUCUGUCCCAUAUGAACCUGUUUACAGUGAUGCACGAGCCAGGUUUCUUUCAGAGUACAGAUUUGAUGUAUCAAAGUUGGAGCCUUUAGUGGCAAAGCCUCAUUCCCCUGAUAACCGUGCCUUAGCAAGAGAAUGCAAAGAUGUCAAAAUUGACAGAGUUUAUAUUGGAUCUUGUACUGGUGGAAAAACAGAGGACUUCAUGGCUGCUGCCAAAAUUUUUCUAGCUGCGGGGACAAAAGUAAAAGUCCCAACCUUUCUUGUUCCUGCUACUCAAAAGGUCUGGAUGGAUGUAUACAGCCUCCCAGUUCCAGGAUCGGGCGGGAAAACGUGUUCCCAGAUUUUUGAGGAAGCUGGUUGUGAUACGCCAACAAGUCCUAGUUGUGGGGCUUGUUUGGGGGGGCCCAGAGACACUUAUGCACGCAUGAAUGAACCUCAGGUAUGUGUCUCAACAACAAACAGAAACUUUCCCGGUCGAAUGGGGCACAAGGAGGGACAGAUAUAUCUUGCGUCUCCAUUUACUGCUGCAGCAUCUGCGCUGACAGGUUUUGUCACCGAUCCCAGAGAAUUUUUACAGUAAUGCCCUUCAUAGAACUCGUACGGAUCAUCAGAUCGUACACAAUCUGGUCUGAUGAUUUCUGGGAAAGGCGUUCGCUUUCUGUUUUUACGUGCCUUGAGCUUUAAAAAAAGUAUGUUCUAGGUUGUAGCCAGGGUUAGCGCUGUUUAGCUAUAACUAGACCUUAUCACAACUUUGAUAUUUUCCCACUGUAUAACAAAAGUUUGACUUGUACUGCACUCCAAACAAUAAUAAGUUGCUUUCAAGGAGAAGCUAAGCUAUCUUUUAAAAUCUCUUUGCAAAGUCUUGGCGUACCCGUUGAGGUGUUGUCGUGUACUUUGAGGUCACAUU
Messenger RNA from Cuscuta campestris, 2023 nucleotides. Lineage: Eukaryota; Viridiplantae; Streptophyta; Magnoliopsida; Solanales; Convolvulaceae. The record is from the annotation of a GenBank genome assembly.